AUGCUGAAGCGCGUCGGUGACAAGACAACCCAAACGGAGGGAGACCCCGCGGGGACCCGGGCCACCUCCCCGGCGUCCAGCAACCCCUCUGGCGACGACGCCCGAGGGAAAGACUGGUUUGUCGUGGAAAACAUAAGACUCAGAAAACAAAUAAAAAGUCUCAAGGGAGAGUAUGAAAAGGAGAACAGGAACCUCAGCAUCAGAUGCCAGCUGCUCCAAAACAGGCAGCAAAUCAUCCCCAGCGACAACUUCUACUUACAGUUGGACAAAAUACUGCGCAGGAAGCGAAAAGGAAGGAAGUACAAAAAUAACGCCACCCAAACGGACAUAACCUUCGUGAGCCCCUUCUUCGCCAACUGGGAAAGCUACUUCGAAGAUUCAGCGGUGGAUCGAAUUGCCAGCGAUGGGGAAGUAGAAGCCCUAAAGAGAAAAAGAAUCGAAAAAGGGGUUAGCCAGAUUAGGUACCAGUACACAUGUUCGAAUGAGGUGCGCACGCCGUCGGCCAAGCGAAGUUCAAACCUCAGUGCAAAUCAAAGUGCAAACCUAAGUGUAAACCUAAGUGCAAAUCAAAGUGCAAAUCAAAGUUCAAACCUAAGUGCCAACCAGAGUGCAAACCGAACUGUCCAACAGAGGAGGUACCCCCCGUGCUGCACACCCCACCCGGUGCCUCCCACUCGACCAAGCACAAACAUCUUCAAAGUCCCAAAUCACGUCAUCCACAAAGACAACAUACUGUAUAGCCUCUACACAGAUAACGAUUUAAUUUUCAUACGGGAAAUAGCCGAGGACCUGAUCCCGAAGGGGGGGGAGAAGAGGGACGCCGGGGGGACAGGCAACAACAAAGGAACGGAUAGGCCAUCCCCAGUUGGAAGUUCACAUCAGACGGGUGAUACAGAGCGAAGACUGUCCGAAAGAAAAGAUGUACAAAAUAAGUUCAGUUGGAUAGGAAAUCCCGCAGAAGGGGAAAAGUUAGACGACGUCCUUACACAUAUGAACGGGGAAAAAAAACCCCAAGUGGAAGAAAACAACGGUGCUUUCGUAGGCUCUCCGGAUGAGAAAAAAACGAAUGAAACAACUCUCCGUGACGGGGGGCAGACUCCGAAGGGGAGGAACACAGAAGAUGAAAUGGACGCAGUUAAAAGGGACACUUCAGAUGCUCCCUCCAGUGGGGCGAUCCUCCCUCAUGUGGAAAACAAACACGGGAAAACACGUAGCGGAAGCCGCAGGGGCAAAGGGACGAAAGAACAUCCAGCCGAAACAGAUCAAAUCAUAGCAAAAACGGAGAAGUACAUUGAUGUUCUUUUAAAACAUGAAAGAGGGUGCACAUCCCCAGAGAGCAGUGGAACGACGUUAACCCCCCAAGAACACACUCCACAUGCGAGAGCCUCCCAUUCGAAACGUUCACCAGAACGGAGACAAGUACCCACGUGCGAGGAAUCACCCCCCUCCGAGGAACCUACACAGAGUGCCACAUAUUCCUCAUCGCGUAGGAAAAAAAAAGAGGCGCCAGCCAGUUGGCAGAUGGGCGUUGCCAAGAGGGCUCCCAUUUGCUUAGAGAGGAGCACCACGACAAAAUCAGAAUAUCCAGGGGAUAAUGCAACCGCUCCUCUGUGUGAUAAUAACCCCCCGUUCGCACGGACAAACAGGAAAAAGAAGAAGAAAAAGAAAAACAGACCAAGUAAACAGAUCAGACUGUGUGCUUCUUCCCCAUUGACAUCUCAAAUGGCGACCCGAAUGGAACCUUCAGAAUGGAACAGCAACCCUCUUAGGGGUCAAGCGCAACGUACUAGUGACGACACCCCUUGGGUGGGGAAAACCUCCUACCCUUUUGUUAAAUCUGAGGCUGAUUCGUAUAUCGGACAAGGGACGACAUGCCCACCAGAUGGGGGAGCCUCUAAAAAAGGACUCAUCCCUCUCCUCUGGGAUGCAGAACACGAGGGAACUACCCCUCCUCCUCUUGAGGGAUGUCACCACAGCAUCACACUUAGCGAUGCGGAAAGGAGUGCUAACGAAAUAAGGAAAAUUUCAUUGGAGCAUAAGAAGCGGGCCUUCCUCUUCUACAUGUGA
This is a messenger RNA of Plasmodium inui San Antonio 1, 2067 nucleotides long. RefSeq lists its product as hypothetical. The record is from RefSeq and is a predicted model, not a curated record. The transcript has 2 exons. The coding region runs from base 1 to 2067 and encodes 688 amino acids. NCBI's taxonomy places the organism in Eukaryota, Apicomplexa, Aconoidasida, Haemosporida, Plasmodiidae.